Dentiscutata heterogama is the source of this 264-nucleotide messenger RNA. NCBI's taxonomy places the organism in Eukaryota, Fungi, Glomeromycota, Glomeromycetes, Diversisporales, Gigasporaceae. The record is from the annotation of a GenBank genome assembly.
AUACCUUCAAGCCAAUACUAUACAAGCUGUAAAACUAUAUUAGAAUAUCCAGAAGCAUUUAAAGAAUUAUCAGUAAAAAUAUAUAAAACCUAUAACAAUUGUCGAUUAAAAAGAAAAAAUCGAAAACCAUACCCUAAAAGAAACUUUGAAGAAAAGUUGAAAAGAAUCCAAAAUUUACCAAGAAAGCAAUGCUGCUCAAGGUGUAAAAGAAUACAGAAACAAGAAGAAUUUGGAUACACUUCUAUAGGCAAAGCAUUAAAACCU